This is a messenger RNA of Amaranthus tricolor (Joseph's coat), 619 nucleotides long. RefSeq names its product abscisic stress-ripening protein 2-like. Lineage: Eukaryota; Viridiplantae; Streptophyta; Magnoliopsida; Caryophyllales; Amaranthaceae. The transcript is spliced from 2 exons. The record is from RefSeq and is a predicted model, not a curated record. The coding region runs from base 165 to 506 and encodes 113 amino acids.
CAUCCAAAAUUCAGUAUUUUGAGUCUUAAACAUGAUCUCAUUAUAAAUGUAAGAUACCUAGCUAGCCCCAUUCCAUAUCCUAACAAUAAAUUAUCAAGAUCAAAUUUUAUCAGGCACUUAAUUAGAUCAAAGAAUAACAAAUAAUAAAAAUAAUUAAUAAGAUCAUGUCUGAGGAAGAACAUAAGAAUCACCACCAUAGUCUUUUCCACCACCACAACCACAAAGAUGAGGAAGAUAAACCAAUUGACUAUGAGAAGGAAGUGAAGGAUCACAAACACAAAGAACACCUUGGUGAGCUUGGUGCUGUUGCUGCUGGUGCUUUUGCUCUUCAUGAGAAGCACAAGGCAAAGAAAGACCCAGAACAUGCUCACAAACACAAAAUAGAGGAGGAAAUAGCAGCAGCUGCAGCAGUUGCUUCAGGUGGAUUUGCCUUCCAUGAACAUCAUGAGAAAAAAGAUGCUAAGAAAGAAGAGAAAGAGCAUGAUGGAAAACAUCACCUUUUUUAAUUAUUUUGGCUCUUUAUGAUAAUUGAUAUAUGCCUUUAAUAUUUAAUAUUGGUGUUUUAUUAAUUAUAUAUGUUGUAAUAUUUACUAGUAGUAUUUUAUUUGGGAAAAAAGAG